This is a messenger RNA of Tetranychus urticae (two-spotted spider mite), 1699 nucleotides long. The record is from RefSeq and is a predicted model, not a curated record. Lineage: Eukaryota; Metazoa; Arthropoda; Arachnida; Trombidiformes; Tetranychidae.
AUGAGAAUAUUGUCUAUGGAAGAUUUUUUAGCAAAUACCUUUUACCAAUUUUUGGGCAUUCCUUUCGCUGAACCUCCAUUGAAUGAAUUACGUUUUCAAAAACCAGUGCCAAAGAAACCAUGGAAUGGAGUGUUGAGUAUGAACAAAUGGGGUUCUGCUUGUAUGCAGCCAAUCUUCCCUGGUUUCAACACGGAACUUCCCAUCAGCGAGGAUUGCUUGAUUCUGAAUGUUUUCACAACAGAAGCUGCUUUCCAAGACAGAAAAAAUGGAAAGAAAAAUAAGUUACGUCCAGUCAUGGUUUGAAUCCAUUGUGGUAGUUUCAAUUUUGGUUCAGAAUACUCCAAAUCAAUCUCCACACCAAUAACCGGAUUUAAAGAUGUUAUAAUUGUGUCUUUGAAUUAUCGUUUGGGUUCUUUACGCUUCCUUCAAUUACCCGAAGCUGGUGUUCCUGGUAACAUGGAUCUUUGGGAUCAGCAGUUGACUUUGCAAUUAGGUAAAUAUCAUAUUAUACAUUUUGGUGGAGAUCCUGAUGAAUUAACGAUUUUUGGUGAACCUGCAGGCUCAAUGUCAGUUUCAGCUAACCUUGUUAGUUCAAAAUCGAAAGGACUGUUCAAAAAUAUAUUCCAUUAUGCCCGAUGAUUCUAUCAAUGCUAUAAACCGAUGCACCAAACCAGCGUUAGCCAAAAAGCUUUUCAAGCAAAAUUGGUUGUACAUCUAAUGACUAUAAAUCUUGUUUAUCAAAUUGUCAAUUCAAUCAAUUCCCUGCAGCUGAUGAGUUAAAAUUCUGGCCAACAGUUGACAGCGAAUUCUUUCCAAAUCAUCCAGAAGAACUUGUGUCAAAUCAUGGCUUGGAUCAGCGCAUCAAUGUUUUAUUAGGUAUUGUUGGUAAUGAAGGUACAAUGUUAUGGUAAUGUAAUGGUAAUGUUGUUGAUGAAAGACAUGGUUACUUUUCAUCCAUUGAAUCCAGUUAACUUGACUAUUCCUCACGCUAAGUACAUUCUUGGCAAAAUCACAUUUUUCACAUUUUUUCGGUAAAAAUCGAUCGAUUUCUAUUGAGAACGGUUCUAAGCGUCAUUGUCAGCUGAUGACUCUGAUGCCAUUCGGUUAGCUGUUGCUCAAGUACUUGAUGACUAAAUUCUUACUUGUCCGACUUAUGCAUUUGGUUGAGACUCGAUCGCUAGUGUUGUUUCAAAUGUUUAUGGUCAUGUUCAAACGCAGAGGUCAUCUCACGCUGUUUUACCGGUCUCUAAUCAAGCUAAAUGGAUGUCUAAUGUUGCUUCUCACGCUGACACUUUUCGCAUGGUUUUUGGUCACCCAUUUACCAAACAUGAUAAAUUAAAAAAUGAAGACGUUGUUUGUCAUUUCUCAUGAUUGACAUUCAGACGCAAUUUGCCAAAGAUGGGUUAGUGAAUUCAUUUUUAUCAUUUUUGUUUUUCUUCAUUCGAUGCAAUAAUUGAUCUUCUCUGAAACAGUAAACCACAAUAAAUCUCUUCCCGAGAAUGGUUGCCCUGGAACGCAAGUGAUUCUAUUUCUUACCAUACUUUGGUCUAAACUCUGAAUAAAAUAGGUUUGAUUGAAACCAAAUCGGUUGAAUUUUUUAUUAAAAAUUGACCUUCCCACUCGAAAAAAAGCCCAAUAUUGAUUCUGAAACAGGUAUUAAAUUUUAUUCUAAAGCAUAACUUGGGUGUGGUGCUACACA